Messenger RNA from Moneuplotes crassus, 1040 nucleotides. NCBI's taxonomy places the organism in Eukaryota, Ciliophora, Spirotrichea, Euplotida, Euplotidae. The record is from the annotation of a GenBank genome assembly.
UAAAUAUGAAGCUAUUAAUUUUGUCUUUACUCAUCUUCUCAGUUUGAACCAUUUCUUCUGAACAGAGAAUUCUCUCCACAGCUCAAGAGUGUAGCCAAUGCAUUAAUUCUUCUGCCACAAAUUGGUGAAGAGAUAAGGAUAAUGCAGAUAAUGGAUUCUGAUGAAAGGUGAAUGACCCAAGAUCAGAAUGUCAGGAUAGCACAAAUAAAGUAUGCUCUAAUCAUCCAAGCUUUACUAUCUCUUCUGCUAAAUUGCUUUGCCCUUCUGAGGUCGAAUCUUGCAUUAUGAGCACUACAAAUUUCAAAGAGGGCAAAGCUGAGAAGAUCUCUUACAAAAUUCAUAUGCCUCCUAAUGACAAUUGCCAAUUUAAUAUUGAGCCACAUCACAAACAUAUCAAGACUCUCAACAUCAAAAUAGAUAAGAUAGAGAACACAGAUCUCGAAAUAUACACAGAGCAUAAGGAUUUCAAUUAUGAAAUGGUAUCUACAACUAAUACCACUCAAGCUAUCUCACUUAACAAGAAGGUUCAGAGAAUUUAUUUCUUGCUUCAGUCCUCUCAAGAAAGCGUUGAUUUAGAUUUUAGUACAAAGAUUAUUUCUUGCAAUCAUCACGAUGACGACGACGAAUGCGAAGAUGAUACUAUCCUCGAUGAUGUAUUGGAAACCAUAUUGCAUUUUAUUUUAAUAGAUGGAAUCUUAAUGCUUUCCGUCGCUGCAAUACUUCAUUUUACUGGGUUUAAUUCAAAAUUGGUCUGAAUGCGUGUCAAAAUGUUUAACGAAGCCCAAGACCAAAAGAAAAUAACCGAUAUUAAGGCAAUUAAUGACCAAGAAAGAUGUCCUGUCGAAGCUUUCCCUGUCCCUCAACCUGACCUUGAACAUACCAUUUCAGAUAUGGACCCUACCAAACCAUCAACACAACCCCAACCCACAAACACCCCCACUUUGCAAAACCCAGGCUUAGGUACCAUAAAGUCCAUAUUCUUCCAAAAAUCCUAACCCACCACUCAUAUUUCCCACACAAAAAAUCCAAAUUUCAACUUG